Molecule: messenger RNA, 3538 nt
Organism: Onthophagus taurus
Lineage: Eukaryota; Metazoa; Arthropoda; Insecta; Coleoptera; Scarabaeidae
Product: zinc finger CCCH domain-containing protein 13
Biological process (GO): mRNA modification
Cellular component (GO): RNA N6-methyladenosine methyltransferase complex
Molecular function (GO): metal ion binding
Source: RefSeq, a predicted model, not a curated record
CAAUUAUAUCAGUAAUAACAACCAAACAAACUAAAAUAAAUCCAACGUUUACCGACUAAAAGAAUCCUUAAAAUUAACAAAAAUAAACCCUUCAAAAGAUGUUAAUCGAUACUUUCCUUAAAAAUAUCCUACAAAUUUAUUAAAACAUUAAUGAAUCGAAGAAAAGCGACUUUUCGCGUCUCAUUAUGGUAAAUUUAACCUCACAUUCACUGUUAAUCAUUAAAGAAAUAUCGUAUAUUGUCAAAAAAUGUCGAAGCAAGUGAAAAGGAAAAUCACGGUAAACCUUACCAGUAGCCAAAAAAGUAAACAAACGGCGAAAACUCGACCGAGUGUUUUUGAACGCUUGGGAACGAAGGCGAGUGCCAAAGAGGUUUGUCAUCAUUGGUCUCAAAACGGGACGUGUCCUUAUGGUAAAAGCUGUAAGUACUCAAAUACUCACACUUUGAUAAGCCCAUCGAAGCAAAGAGCUGCUAAGAAAGAAAGUGAAUCAAAAAGACAUAAAGAUGCUCAUAAACGGUUGCAUGAAGAGGAAUACGAUUGGAAUCCCGAAGAAUUAGAAGACGCAGAUCCUGAUGAUUUAGAAAAACGUAGGUUGGAGUUACAAAGACAAUUGGAGUUGGUUAAAAUGGAAAAUAAGGUAAAGAAAAAAGAGAAAAAAUUAAAAAAGGAAAGUAGCCCCAGUUCAGAAAGUAGUAGUAGUUCAAGUGAUUCAAGUUCAAGUAGUGAUGAAUCAAGUAGCUCAAGUUCUUCAUCUGUUGAUACAAAGAAGAAGCGUUCAAAAAAGACUAAAAAGCGGGAUAGUUCAUCAAGCUCAGAAUGCGAUAAGCGAAAACAUAAAAUUAAGUUAAAACGAACGUCUAAGAGCCAAACUAGAGAAAAAACUAAAAAGCUUAUAUCUUCAAAAACAUCCUCAUCAAAAAUUUCGAAUAAAUCAAACUCUCCUGCACCUAAAAUACGUAAAUUAUCCCAAACACCACCACCAAAAAUCAAAACACAACCGAUUAAGAAAAAAUCUGAAUCGCCACGACCAACGAGUAGAUCAAGUGAUCGAAAAGAUAAACAUCGUACCCCUUCACCAAAAAUCCCUCAAAAAGAUAAAGACCGUGAGAAAGAUCGUGAACGUGAAAAAGAAAAGGAACGCGAAAAAGACCGCGAACGUGAAAAAGAAAAAGAACGCGAAAAAGACCGCGAACGUGAAAAAGAAAAAGAACGCGAAAAAGACCGCGAAAGAGACCGCCCAAAAAUCAACCGAGACAAAGAUAAAUCCGAAUCAAUCAAAAAAACCACCAAACAACCAUCACCCAAACGAGACCCCAUCACAAAAUCACAAACAAAACGUAGAGAUUCACCCGAUUCGACGCAUUCAAGAGAUCGAAAAAUCUCACCAACUCGAUCUCGUGGGAGUCGAUCAAGCACACGUAGAGACACCCAUAAAAACAGCCCAUCAAGUAAAGAUAACGAAAGAACUUCAAGGGAUAGCAGAAAAGAUCAAAACAAAAAGGAUCGCUCAAGUGAUAGAAAACGCACGGAAAAAAGGGAUUCAAGAGAUCGGGAACGUGAAAGGGAAAGAGAACGCGAACGAAGAAUCGCUCGCGAAGAACGUGAAGCGGCCCGUGAAAAAGAACGAGAAGAGGCUUUGGCUAGGUGUCAAGAACGCCAAAGAGAGCGCGAACGUAUAAAAGAGUUGCAAAAAAAAGAAGAUGAAAGACGUAACAGAGAGCGACGCCGUGCUGGGGAUGAUCGUGGUUUAGAUAAACCACCUAGUGAUCGAGUUGAACGAUUACUUCCGCUUCCUUCCGAAAGGGUUCCUCCAGCUCGAAAAGAAUCGUUAGAUAGGGAACGUAAUCGUGAACGCCGCGAGCGAACCCCUGAAAAUCGGAGAGGUAGAAAAUCACCCGAAGAAAGGGGCCACGAAAGAAUUGAAAGAGACAAAGAAAGAAUUGAUCGUUAUGAUAGAAGUUAUGAUAGAGAACACGAACGUGAAAGAGAACACGAAAGAGAUUAUCCCGUUAUUCCACGCUUACGAGAAGAUAUCCGCGAAAUUGAUAAACAUUACGAAAACACUUACGAUCGACCACCAAGACACGAAGAUGUUCGUUAUAUAGAUGGCCACUACGAAGGUAGAGAUGAAAGAAUCCCAUUGACGGAAUACCCAGAUGAGCGAAGAUCAAGAAGAGAACAUUGGGAAGAAAUGGAACUCGAACGAGAACGUGAAAGAGAAUUAGAACAUCGAAGAUACAGAGAAGAUAGAGGUCAACAUUUAAAAGGUAGAGAAUGGCCGGAUGAGUACCCAAACGAACAAGAAUGGGAUCGAACUCGGCGCCCAAUCGAAUGGGAAACUCGAGAUAGUUGGGACGCCAGAGAGCAUGAACAUAUGACUUUAGACGAAGAAUGGAGACACUAUAAUCGAUCAUUAGAUUCCUGGUCGAAUGAAGAACGAAGGAGAUGGGCGGCGGAAUGGCGCGAGAGAUCACGCCCGAGGAGUUCAACUUCACACAGAGAUGAAGAACCUCAUAUUCCCAGAAAAGAACCCCCACAACCUCCAAUUCGCCCGGAAGUAAUCGUCGAACCAAAACCUCACGAACCACCACCGCAACAAGAAAAAAAAGAAACGAUUCUUGGAAAACGACCUCCAGAACAACCCUUAGAAGAAGUUGAACCGAAAAAACCAUGCAUAAAAGAACCACCCCCAACCACAAUCGAAGAUGAUUUUAGUGAAAUUAGCGAUGAUGCCGAUGAAAUUUUGGAUCGAGUUGAAGAAGUAACCGAAGUUAUCGAAGAAAAAAAAGAAGAAAUCAAAAAAGAGGAUGAGGAACCAAUUAAAAUUGAACCAACAAAACUCGAAGCGAGUCCAAAACAAACAAGUAGUAAAAAAGAGGAAUCCUUAGACGGUGAAAACGCAAUGGAAUUAGAUUUUGAGGAAAUUUCUGAAGAUGAACUUGAAGAAGGAGGAGGUGUUAAAGGUAUUUGCGACGCUUUAGAUGUGGAUUGGGCUAGUUUGGUUGCUGAAUCAAGACCGAGGGUGGUACCAAAUACUUCGGCUAAACGCAGAUGGGAAAGUCAUAAUGUUUUGGUUAACUUAGGUGUAUCGGUUGAAAUGGCCGGUGAAGAUUUGGUGAAAGAUAUUCUUAAAGAACACUCAAAUGCGAUAAAACAAGAGUCUAAAAAUGAAUCUAACGACGACGAGAAUAAACCAGAAAUUGUUGAAGAAAUAAAUAUAUCACAUCCUGUUGCUUUAAUUCAAGUCUCUGACAGAGAGAAUAAAUCGAUUAGGAAGAGUUUAUUUAGCAGUGCUGGAUUAUAUAAAAGAGCUUUAUCUGCUAGGAGAGAUAUUGCAAUUAGACGUCAUAUGUGUAAUUUGCCAAUUAAAGAUAGUUUUGUUGAACCCCCAAAACAACCUGAUUCUGAACUUUUUAAGGUUGCUAAAAUGCUGUUCGAAAGAUGUUUGUAAUUCAAACUCAAUUUAUUUUAUUAUUACAUUAUAAUGUGUUCUAUAUCUUAAUGUCUUAAUAAAUAUUAAAAAAAUAUUUUUCUUUUA